UAACGUACAUAACAGAGUGCAGAGAGAGAGAGAGAGAGAGAGGAUUGUAAAACAAACACCAAAGUGAAGAAAAAGGGAGAAGAACAAGCAAAAGAAGAUGACACCAUUAAUGAGACCCCAACUACCAUUUUAAUGGACAGCAAUCAGCUACUUCACAUUUCACAUUUUUACACACACACACACACGAGAAAAACAUACUCGUCAAAAUCCAUACAUUAAAAUAAUACUCUCCCUAUCUAUUUGUGUUGGUUGAGGCUUAUCUCGCUCACAAAAUUAUAGGGUUUGUUUUCUGUCAGAUCUAACGACGCUAAUAAUAUUCUAAAUGUGGAAUUCCGCGGAGAAUGCGUUUGCAAGAACAUCAUCGUUUCGGGAGCAAGGGGAAGACGAGGAAGCUCUCCGUUGGGCUGCUCUAGAGAGACUUCCUACUUAUGAUCGAGCACGGAGAGGUAUUUUCAGGAACGUAGUUGGAGAUCAUAAAGAGAUUGAUGUAAGUGAGCUUCAAGCGCAAGAGCAGAAACUUCUACUUGAGCGCUUGGUCAACUCCGUUGAUGAUGAUCCUGAGCGCUUCUUCGAUCGGAUACGCAAGCGUUUUGAAGCAGUCGAUUUGGAGUUUCCAAAGAUUGAAGUUCGAUUCCAGAAUUUGACAGUUAAUUCUUUUGUACAUAUUGGAAGUAGGGCACUUCCAACCAUUCCCAAUUUUAUUUUCAACAUGACUGAGGCUUUAUUGAGGCAGUUGCGGAUUUACAGAGGAAACAGGAGCAAGCUAACAAUUCUAGAUGAUGUUUCUGGGAUUAUUAGACCUUCAAGAUUGACACUUCUGUUGGGUCCUCCAAGCUCUGGAAAGACAACGCUACUCUUGGCUCUCGCUGGACGUCUUGGACAUGACUUGAAGGUGUCAGGGAAAAUUACUUAUAACGGGCAUCGUGUAAAUGAGUUUGUUGCUCCAAGGACGUCAGCAUAUGUCAGUCAACAGGACUGGCAUGUGGCAGAGAUGACUGUACGAGAAACUCUAGAGUUUGCAGGACGCUGUCAAGGUGUUGGGUUCAAAUUCGAUAUGCUUUUGGAACUUGCGAGAAGAGAGAAGAUUGCUGGGAUUAAACCUGAAGAAGAUCUUGAUAUAUUCAUGAAGUCUUUGGCUUUGGGAGGGCAGGAGACAAGCCUAGUGGUGGAGUACAUUAUGAAGAUUUUAGGGUUGGAUAUAUGUGCUGACACGUUGGUGGGUGAUGAAAUGCAUAAAGGGAUCUCGGGGGGGCAGAAGAAGAGGCUCACGACAGGUGAAUUGCUGGUUGGUCCAGCUAGAGUAUUAUUCAUGGAUGAAAUUUCAAAUGGGCUUGAUAGUUCAACCACUUAUCAAAUCAUCAAAUAUCUUAGGCAUUCCACUUGUGCCCUUGAUGGGACUACUCUGAUUUCUUUGCUUCAACCUGCUCCCGAGACUUAUGAGCUAUUCGAUGAUGUUAUACUUCUAUGUGAGGGACAGAUUGUGUACCAGGGACCCCGCGAUAAUGUUCUUGAUUUCUUUGCCUAUAUGGGCUUUCGUUGUCCUGAAAGAAAGAAUGUGGCAGACUUCUUGCAAGAAGUUACGUCAAAGAAGGACCAAGAGCAGUAUUGGUCUGUUGCUAACCGCCCAUAUAGGUACAUACCUCCAGGGAAGUUUGUUGAAGCUUUUCGUUCAUAUCACACUGGUAAAAGUUUGUCUCGGGAGCUGGAAGUUCCUUUUGAUAAACGAUAUAAUCAUCCAGCAGCGUUGUCAACUUGUCGUUUUGGUAUGAAGCGGAGUGAACUUUUGAAGAUCAGCUUUAACUGGCAGAAACUACUGAUGAAACGAAAUUCUUUUAUCUAUGUUUUCAAAUUUAUUCAGCUAUUUAUUGUUGCUUUGAUCACAAUGAGUGUAUUCUUCCGGACAACAAUGCAUCAUAAUACAGUAUUCGAUGGAGGCCUGUAUGUUGGGUCACUAUACUUUUCGAUGGUCAUUAUUCUUUUUAAUGGCUUUACAGAGGUGUCAAUGUUGGUAGCUAAGCUUCCUGUGCUCUACAAGCAUAGAGAUUUGCACUUCUACCCAAGCUGGGCUUACACAAUUCCUGCUUGGGUCCUAAGUAUACCAACUUCACUCAUGGAGUCUGGUCUGUGGGUAGCAGUUACAUACUAUGUGAUGGGAUAUGAUCCUAAUAUUACAAGAUUUUUCCGGCAAUUCUUGUUAUAUUUCUCUCUGCACCAAAUGUCUAUAUCACUAUUCCGUGUCAUUGGAUCGUUGGGCCGUCAUAUGAUAGUUGCUAACACCUUCGGAUCUUUUGCCAUGUUGGUUGUCAUGGCUCUUGGAGGAUACAUCAUUUCAAGGGAGUAUAUCCCAAGCUGGUGGAUAUGGGGUUUCUGGGUUUCUCCUCUGAUGUAUGCUCAAAAUGCAGCUUCAGUAAAUGAAUUCCUUGGACAUUCUUGGGAUAAGAAAUUUGGGAAUGAUACUAGCAUUUCAUUAGGCGAGGCAUUACUCAAAGCACGCAGCUUGUUUCCUGAGAGCUACUGGUAUUGGAUUGGGGUUGGUGCUUUGCUUGGAUAUGCAGUUUUAUUCAAUUCCUUGUUUACUCUCUUCCUAGCUCACCUUAAUCCUUUGGGGAGGCAACAACCUGUUGUCUCCAAGGAAGAGCUUCAAGAGAGAGAGAAAAGAAGGAAAGGUGAAAAUGUUGUUAUUGAACUGAGAGAGUACUUGCAGCAUUCAGGCUCAUUUAAUGGAAAGCACUUCAAGCAAAAAGGCAUGGUUCUCCCAUUUCAACCGCUUUCCAUGUCUUUCAGCAAUAUCAAUUACUUUGUGGAUGUCCCUUUGGAGUUGAAGCAACAAGGAAUAGUAGAAGAGAAAUUGCAGUUAUUAGUUAAUGUUACUGGAGCAUUUAGACCUGGUGUGCUUACAGCACUUGUUGGAGUCAGUGGUGCUGGAAAAACGACCCUCAUGGAUGUUUUAGCUGGUAGGAAAACUGGUGGGGUCAUAGAAGGGAACAUAUAUAUAUCUGGUUAUCCCAAAAGACAAGAAACUUUUGCAAGAAUUUCCGGUUACUGUGAGCAAAAUGAUAUUCAUUCUCCAGGCUUGACUCUUCUUGAGUCACUCCUUUUCUCUGCGUGGCUUCGGUUACCAUCAGAAGUUGACAUGGAGACCCAACAGGCCUUUGUUGAGGAGGUGAUGGAACUUGUGGAGCUUACUCCUUUAGCUGGGGCAUUGGUUGGUCUACCUGGAGUAAAUGGUCUCUCGACAGAACAAAGAAAAAGGUUAACAAUUGCUGUUGAACUGGUCGCUAAUCCAUCUAUAGUGUUCAUGGAUGAGCCCACAUCAGGAUUGGAUGCAAGGGCUGCAGCCAUUGUGAUGAGGACUGUGAGGAACAUUGUCAACACUGGGCGGACAAUUGUCUGCACAAUCCAUCAGCCCAGCAUAGACAUCUUUGAAUCCUUUGAUGAGCUUUUGUUUAUGAAGCGUGGAGGAGAGCUAAUUUAUGCUGGUCCGCUUGGUCCCAGGUCUUGUGAGCUCAUCAAAUACUUUGAGGCAGUUGAAGGGGUGCCAAAAAUCAGGCCUGGAUAUAAUCCUGCUGCCUGGAUGCUUGAAGUUACAUCCUCAUCAGAAGAAAUCCGUCUGGGCGUGGACUUUGCAGAAAUAUACCGAAGAUCAAGUCUAUUUCAGUGGAACAGGGAAAUGAUUGAAAGUCUAAGCAAGCCAAGUAAUAACACAAAAGAGUUGAAUUUUCCAACCAAGUAUGCUCAGUCAUUUCUUGAGCAGUUUCUAGCAUGUCUUUGGAAGCAACACUUAUCUUAUUGGAGAAACCCACAAUAUACUGCGGUUCGGUUCUUCUAUACUGUUGUAAUCUCAAUAAUGCUUGGAACAAUAUGUUGGAAAUUUGGAUCAAAAAGGAAGAAUGAUCAGGAGCUAUUCAAUGCCAUGGGAUCCAUGUAUACAGCAGUCUUGUUCAUUGGAAUUACCAAUGGAUCUGCUGUUCAACCCGUUGUUUCUAUUGAAAGAUUCGUGUCAUAUCGAGAAAGGGUUGCAGGAUUGUACUCAGCUCUACCCUUUGCAUUUGCUCAGGUUGCUAUUGAGUUCCCCUAUGUGUUUGCACAAACAAUUAUUUACUGUUCAAUUUUCUACUCCUUAGCCGCAUUCCAGUGGACUGCUCUGAAAUUUAUUUGGUACAUGUUCUUUAUGUACUUUACCAUGUUAUAUUUCACUUUCUACGGAAUGAUGACGACUGCUAUCACGCCGAAUCACAAUGUGGCCGCCAUUAUUGCUGCUCCGUUUUACAUGCUCUGGAAUCUUUUCAGUGGCUUUAUGAUUCCUUAUAAGAGGAUCCCUAUAUGGUGGAGAUGGUAUUACUGGGCAAACCCUAUAGCAUGGACUCUAUAUGGCCUUUUGACUUCACAGUAUGGUGAUGAUGAUACGCUCAUGAGGGUGUCAGAUAGGGAUGGCUUGGUACCUGUAAAGCAAGUGCUAAGGGAAGUUUUUGGAUUUAGGCAUGAUUUCUUGGGUGUAGCGGGUGUCAUGGUUGUCGGUUUCUGUGUGUUUUUCGCAGUCAUUUUUGCUUUUGCGAUAAAAGCUUUUAAUUUCCAGAGGAGAUGAAAGGGUGGCUUUGUGAGUUAUUAAAUAAACGUGUUUCAAAAGCGUUCCAUGCGAGACUGGAACAAGUGGGCUAAUUGCUACUGAAAAAUGCAUGCAUUAAAUUUGUGACUCUAAUGAGUGAAUCAUUUGGAGUGAAGAUAACAAUUAGUCAGAAAUUCUUUUUAACGUUUGUAUAAUUUUAUAGGAAUUAUAUCUAUAAAUUGUAUAGUUGUCUCAAUUGAAUUCGAUUGGCUUAUUAAGAAUGAAGGAUCAGUCAUUCAGAAUGCUUUUGUUCAA
Molecule: messenger RNA, 4861 nt
Organism: Ricinus communis (castor bean)
Lineage: Eukaryota; Viridiplantae; Streptophyta; Magnoliopsida; Malpighiales; Euphorbiaceae
Product: ABC transporter G family member 32
Exons: 24
Coding region: 323-4585 (1420 amino acids)
Cellular component (GO): membrane
Molecular function (GO): ATP hydrolysis activity; ABC-type transporter activity; ATP binding
Source: RefSeq, a predicted model, not a curated record